Messenger RNA from Jatropha curcas, 2032 nucleotides. RefSeq lists its product as uncharacterized. NCBI's taxonomy places the organism in Eukaryota, Viridiplantae, Streptophyta, Magnoliopsida, Malpighiales, Euphorbiaceae. The record is from RefSeq and is a predicted model, not a curated record.
CACAAUUCCCUUCUAUAUUGUCUCCGGAUGCUAAUAAAUGAAAGGGAUUUCUUUGCUGUAAGCCUCUAACGGCAACCCAAAACCCUAGAAUCCAAAUAGUUACCGCUCAUUGAGCAAAAACCAGGAAACAUAGCUGCCCAAGAAUACGCCAAAAGAGAAUUGGAAUGAUGUUGGGCUUUUUGUUUUAUUUUGGAGAAGACAGUUGGAGACAAAAGGUUGCCACUGAGAACUAAAAAACAGUCAUCAUGUCUGUUGAUCCUACUGCACCCAUGACUUACGUGGAUGACGAUGCUUCUUCGGGUUCUGGGGAUGAGGGAAACAUGUUGGAUGGACACAACAAGCGUCAGUCGGUGACACCCUCAAGUGCUGGUCGUCGUAAGAGGAGUCGUAAGGCUACUGGUGAUGCUAUUGUUGAUGCUAUGCUUGAAAUUGCAGCUGCUUCCAAAAUGAGGGCCGCUGCAAUCAUGAAGAAUGAGGAUCGCUUUUCUAUAAGCAAAUGCAUCAAAGUCUUGGAUGAGAUGCAAGAUACUUCAGCUUGCAUGGACGACUUUGACUUAGAAUUGGACGAGAUGGAAUUAGUUGCUGCUGCUGCAGGCUACUACUAUUAUAACAGUAUAAACAGGCAGCCUCGUUGCAGUUCAUCACCUAGCGGAAGUGCCUUUAUGACUGAAGUGCUGGAUGGCCCUGAUGAUUUAUGCAGAGAAAUGUUUCGGAUGGAUAAACAUGUGUUUCACAAGUUAUGUACCACACUACGACAAAGAGCCAUGUUACGUGAUACUGCUGGAGUCAUGAUAGAGGAACAGCUCGCAAUUUUCUUAAAUGUCAUUGGUCAUAAUGAGCGUAACAGAGUAAUUCAAGAACGAUUUCAACAUUCAGGUGAAACUAUAAGUCGGCAUUUUAAUAAUGUAUUGAAGGCAAUUAAGUCACUUUCACGGGAAUUCCUUCAACCACCACCUCUCAACACUCCUCCAGAAAUUCUCAGUAGUAAUAGGUUUUACCCAUAUUUCAAGGACUGUAUUGGAGCCAUAGAUGGUAUGCAUAUCCCUGCACAUGUACCAGCCAAAGACCAAUCUCGAUUUCGUGAUAGAAAAGGUGUUCUGUCACAAAAUGUUUUGGCAGCAUGCACAUUUGACUUGCAGUUUAUAUUUAUUUAUCCUGGUUGGGAAGGUUCAGCUGCAGAUUCACGUGUGCUAAGAGCAGUCCUUGAUGAUCCAGAUCAGAAUUUUCCUCGCAUACCUGAAGGAAAAUUUUAUCUAGUCGACACAGGAUACUCAAAUAUGGAAGGAUUUAUUGCACCAUAUCUAGGAGUUCGCUAUCAUCUCCAUGAAUUUAGAGGUGCAAAUCAGUUACCCAGAAAUGCCAGAGAACUGUUCAACCACCGACAUUCGUCUCUAAGAAAUUUCAUCCAGAGGUCUUUCAAUGUGCUGAAAACUCGAUUUCCCAUCCUCAAACUUGCACCUCAAUAUGGUUUUCAUAUCCAAAGGGAUAUAGUAAUUGCUGCAUGUGUUUUGCACAAUUACAUCCGACGUGAGGACAGAAAUGAUUGGCUUUUUGAUAGUAUUGGCGGUGUGGCAUUGGAAGAACUUCCUGAUUUUGAUGAUCAACCUGAAAUGCAGUUGGCUUCGUCCAUUCAAGAGCAAAUUGCUUUCUCAUUACGAGAAUCAAUUGCUGCAGCAAUGUGGAAUGACUUCAUAAACAAAUGGGAUCAGUGGUGAAUGAUGGCACUAAUCUCCAAUCUGGGUAAACAUACUGUAUAGGUCAUGUUAUGCUGAUUAAUUUUAUGCUUAAGGGUUAUGGCUUUUAGGGGGAGAAUUGAUUGAAUGUGACAUUUUGUGGGAUCGAGUAGAAUUGACAUUUUGAAGCAAUAGCAUCUGUUUGACACGUGCAAGGAAUCAUUGCUUUGUGAAGUCGACCCAUAUAUCGAACUAGUUUACUAAGGCGCACAUCUUGCUAGUUUGUUUAUUAUUGUACCUAACAAUGAAAAUAACAAUUUUUAAGAUUUUUUAAUUUAAUGCAUAAAUUUAUUUUUCUA